UCCAAUCACAGGCCUUGUUGUUGCUCUGUGGCUCUGCUGGUUGCUUGUCAGCAGGAAGAGCCGCCGCCGUUUAUUUACUGUCCCUGAAAUCAGCAUCAGUUUUACUUUGGAACCGGAUCAGAGUUGGACCAGUGACCCGCAGCCGACCCGGACCGGACAAGCAGCAGGUACCCACUCAGUGUCGUGUUUUAUGGGUGAGUGAGCGGCAGCCAUGACGGAGCCGGACGCCCUGGCCGUGGUCAACCAGCUGCGGGACCUGGCCGCUGACCCCAUGAACCGCAGGGCCAUCGUCCAGGACCAGGGCUGCCUGCCGGGACUGAUCCUAUUCCUGGACAACACCAACCCUCAGGUGGUCUACUCCGCCCUGCUGGCCAUCCGGUACCUGGCAGAGUGCCGAGCCAACCGGGAGAAGCUGAAGGGCGAGCUGGGGAUGAUGCUGAGUCUGCAGAACGUCGUGCACAAAUCCACGACUCCCGGGGAGACGAAGCUGCUGGCGUCGGAGAUCUACGAGCUCCUGCAGGCGUCCGGCGACGCCGACUCGGAGCCGGCGGAGGAGGCCGUCAGCAGCCGCCGCAAAGCCCAGUUCUUCCUGGGAUCCAGCAACAAGAGGGCCAAGACCGUCAUUCUGCACAUCGACGGGCUGGACGACUCGAGCCGGAGGAGUCUGUGUGAGGAGGCUCUGCUGAAGAUCAGAGGAGUCAUCAGCUUCACCUUCCAGAUGACCGUCAAGAGAUGCAUCGUCCGGAUCCGCUCCGACCUAAAGGCCGAGGCGCUGGCGUCUGCGAUCGCGUCCACUCAGGUGAUGAAGGCUCAGCAGGUGGUCAAAGGAGAGAAUGGAGACGAGGUGUUGAUCCCGCUGGCUGAGGAUGGCUCGGCGGUGGAGGCGAACCUGGACCUGCCAGACUACCUGCCGGAAGACGAGAGUCCGUCUCAGGAGCCCGACAAAGCGGUGAGCCGGGUGGGGUCGGGCCAGGACGGGAGCAGCUGGGUGGGAGCCGCCGCCAACUUCCUGUCCCGCUCCUUCUACUGGUGACCCCGUGGGGAACCGCCCCUCCUCGACCUGCCGCCUCCUCUCAGAACCAAAAUCUACCAGCUGCCAAAUCUCUCCGCUGUCCGUCUCCACCGGAGACAACACUCUGAGAGGGACUUCUGACAGCGAGGACGUGCAGCUGCUCCUUCUGAUCAACAACAGGAUCCUGUUUCAUUUUUCAGUCCGUCUCUGUACACGGGUCCAACUGUUCCAAACCAAAUUGUCUUAAUGGACAGGAAGUGUUUUGCAGCGAUGUGAACAAACACAGACAAGAUCAAAUCAACAGGAUGGAACAGGGCGUCCCUCCUCAUUAUUAAUCUAACAUCACUUCCUGUCAGGCUGCAGCUCACUCUCUCUUAUUGUUCCUCUGCUUCAUCCAGAAUAAUCACAAAUAUCCAAAACUCUCCAAAUAAUAUUAUCACGAACUGGUAAUCAAUGGGAACAAGAACAAAUCUUUUCAUUCUUUACAACUGAGAUCGUUUCUUCACUGAUUUAUAAAACAGAUGAAGCUGUUGAAGUUUUAGUGUUUUGACGCUGGCCAACACAAACACUUUCCUGUUUCUCUGAUCACAGCAGCAGCUUCAGCUCCAGGGUUUGUUUCUAAAAUGAUGUCAUGGUCUAUUAUUACCUGCAUUUUUUUAAAUAAUUAACGUACAGACCAAGCUUAUAGAUGAGGUUCUGACUCAUUAAUAUGCACACUUAUGACGAAACACGAAGCCUGUGGCUGCCGAGCUAACCGCUAACUCCCUAACUGACUCGGUCCCAACAGAAAACUGUUUUCUCCUAAAUAUUGUACGGUGAUAUUCAACUAAGUUAAAACAAAUCAAAACUCAAAGUGACAGUGAGCUGCAUCUUCCUGUAAGCUCAGACAUCUCACUCCUUCUUUCCUCCUGCAUCAUCGACAGAACGCUGCUUUUAUUUUAUUUUCACAGGUCCCGGCCCUGGAUCCUGGACUCAGCCCCCGUCCUGGAUCCUGGACUUUUGCCUUCAUACUGAACUGAGUCUAAAGCUCCCUGUGGAUCUGAACUCUGUUUUCUGGAGAAAUGUUACCUGAGUUUGUUCCUGAUGUCAACAGAAACAGUUUUGCACUUUUUCAUCUGAAGUGGUUUUUAAAUUAGAUUAGGAGAUUAACGUGUGAGUUCACUUUAUUAACAGAGUGAGCAGCUGGUGAGGAGAACAGCUGAUCAGGUAUCAGGACAUUCUGUUGUUGAACUAAAGAAGAAAACUUGAUGUUACAUGUUAAAGUUUAAGAUACAAAGACUUGAGAGUCUCCACUGCAGGACUCGGAAGGUGAUUUACUUCACAUUCUCCUUUUUAUUGCAGCUUUGGUCCCUCAGACGACCUUUAAUGAGUACGUACAGUUCUUGCUGUCCUGUUGUUCAUUCUGUUAGUUUGUGUGUUUGUGUACCUGCCAGGUGUGCUCAUAGCUCCGCCCACACUGCACACGGUCCAAUCACAUCCCAAGGGGCCCGCUGUCACAUGAUCACGCGAAUCUAAAUUCGGUUUUGUCCCAAUUAUCACGAGACAGACAUGUCAAGUAUUUCUUCUGAAGCUUAUUUUGUUGCUUUGUUGAGUUAACACAAAAAGUUUCUCAUACUAAAUGACUUAGAACUAAAUCCAAAACCCAAACCCAAAACCCAAAACAUAAUUAGUCAUAAAGAAAUAUACAAUAACCAAGCCAACCUGCUGGUCUUUUUAGUUUCAGUCUGAGUUCACGGCAGAAACAAAGUUUACAGCCAUGUAGUUUUAGAGGUAUAACCAGGAAAAUUGAAUUUCAGAAUUCAGUAAAACUUCCUCAACUGUGCAAAAAAGUUUUCACGCAGGAUCACCACCUUAUGAACAAACGUCAGCAGUUUAUUCUCUUUAUUCACAUUCCUGUUGAUAAGAUUUUUCUCGACGGCACCUUCAAUUUCUCAUUCAGUCUGACUGCUUCAGCUCCUCACAGCUGUUAGAGGGGUUAGUUUCUCUGGCUUCAGAUCCUCACAGAGUGAGAAAGAACAAACUAAAAAGUAAAUCUCAUCCAAAAACAACAGCCAACAUGAAGCAAUGACUGAAGUAAGCUGCAAACAGGAUGAAGUCAACAAGUGUUCAGGGCUGUCUGUCUGUAAUGAGAGGGACAGGAGUCAGCUUUUAUUAUAUAAAGAUGUUUACUGAACACAUUGAUCAGGAUCCAACUAAGAGGAACAGGAAACUUUGGGUCUUUAAUCUCAUGAAGCAGUGUUUUUGUCGUCACAUUCUUGUUUCUGAGCCGUAACUUUAUUAAAAUCAGUUUUCUUUCUUUAACCUGCAUGAACAGAACUGAACUCAGGUUUUAUUUCAAGUGGAACAAUUCAUAUUUUUCUCUUUUUUAUUAUUGUUAUUAUUAUUAUUAUUGUGAUUUCUAUUGAAAUCCUGAUUUUAAUUUAUUUCUAUGCCGUGUUCCUCCUCAGUGUGCCGCUGUACAAACAUUCAGAGAAUAAAAACAUGAAUGUU
Messenger RNA from Centropristis striata (black sea bass), 3502 nucleotides. RefSeq names its product armadillo repeat-containing protein 1-like. Gene Ontology annotation, molecular function: metal ion binding; protein binding. Lineage: Eukaryota; Metazoa; Chordata; Actinopteri; Perciformes; Serranidae. The transcript has 7 exons. The record is from RefSeq and is a predicted model, not a curated record. Bases 212 to 1033 code for a protein of 273 amino acids.